AUGGCCGAAGUAAUGGAUGUAAGAGACAUGGACAAGUUCUUGGAAAGCCCGCUUGUCACAUGGAUUACCAAUUGUUUGGACAGGCGCGACAAAGAUGCGAUGACGUACGAAGAGCUGGUCGACGGAGUGUCGAUCUACGACGUCGUCUUGCAGAUGGACAUAGACGGCCAAAAGACCGACGUCUCGCCGUCAUUCGGCGAACCGAGCAAGCGUCUCGCUAACCUUGACGCGGUGCUGCACCGUAUCCGUCAUUUCUACGAGGAUAACCUCGGCGAAGUGAUUAUACGCUUGCCCCAGGUUCAACUUAUCGCUCAGCAGCCGCGAUUGAAUAUCCGAGAAGUUGAAUUACUUCUCGUGCUCCUUCUUGGCUGCUCCGUGAAAUGCCAAAAUAAGGAAUAUUUCGUCGAGAAGAUUACGACGCUUGAGAAGGACGAGCAAAUGGCUCUCGCUGCGCUUAUCAGCAAGGUGUUAUACGUGCCCGAAAUAGUACUCAACGAAGACAUGUUGAUCGGGGGUCCCGAAAACGAUGAGCAAUCUUUUCCGAGUCAUAAGCAGAAGGUUCAACAAGCUAUCCAGGCGGUCUAUAGAAUGAGCCAAGAAAGGCACGAGCUGCUUAUGCAAGUGCGCUCAUUCUCGGCGCACCAUGAUGUACGAAUUUGCAAGAAGGAGCUGAACGAGUGGAAGGCUGAGGCUACGUCGUUGGCUGACGAACUAGAAUCUUGCAAACGUCAGCUGGCUGCGGUCGAGGCCCAUAGAGUACAAUUAUUUGCCAAGUUAAAGUCUUAUCGCGGCACACUGGAGGAAUUGUCUGAAUUGACCCAAAAACACGAAGAGGCCAAUAAAGAGAUUGCCAGUUACAAGGAACAGCUCAAGAAAAUGUCACCCUACAAAAUGCGCCUAGCAGAGUCGGAGCAGAACAUUCGAUUGCUAAAAGAGAAAAAUGAUAAUCUCGCCAGCCAAAUGGAAUCCUACAAAGAAGAGGCCGACGAUAAGCUGCAGAUUUUGAAGGCGGAGUAUUGCAGGUUACAGCAAAAAUGCAGCGAGUUAGAACUUGCUAACGAAAUGAAUUUCCAGCAAAACUCCAUACUUUACGGGGAAAAUCUUGAUUUAGAAAGCCGCAUUACACUUUCGAGCUCUAUGAACGCGUCGUCACAACAGUGCUACGACACCGAGGACGACGAGUCAUUCCAACCGCCUAACAACAGCAGUCUCUCUGAGGAACUGUCGCAGAGUAUGAGGUCGCACAUGCUCAAACUUGAGAUUGAAAAGCAAUUGGAGACUGUCGAAGAGAACUCUGUGCUCGAGAGUUCGCUUCGAAUUAGCCAUUUGGAAGAGGAGAAGGAAAAGCGAGAAUCUGUCAUUGCAGAUUUAAAUGCAAGGGUUGCUCAGCUCGAAGAACAGUUGGUGUCGGCAAACAGAGAAAAGACGGAGAUGAAAGAUUUGUUAAAAAAUGCUGAAAAUCUGCUACAAGACUUGAAGUCCAAGGACAAGACGGACGAGAAAAUUGAAAAGGAAGUGCAAGUGGAAUUGGACAAAUAUGACGGAGAUCAUACCAGCGGCAACGAUUUGGGCGAGAGUGCAGCACAGAGUCCACUGAAGCAGCACUCCGUCAAGUUACAUGUGCAAAGGUUGAAUGAUUAUCAGAGUCUGCUGGUGGCGAAAAACUUAUUGGAGAGCAAAUUAGAAGAGGCAAAUUUGAAGUUGAAGCAGCAGAGUAAAUCAUCGGAGGAAGUCGCUCCUCGCCAGGACGAUUUUAAUGUACUGAUGGACAAAUACCGCAAAGAGAAAUUGAGGGCUGACGAUAUGUCGAAACAUUUCCGUAAGCAAAUGGUGGAUAGAGAUUUAAAGAUAUUCGACUUAACCAAGCAGAAUCGCAAACUUCUCACCGAAGUUGAAAUUUUGCAGAAAUCGGUCAGACAAAUGGAGUCUGACAAAAAAAUUACGAACCAGUUCCUAUCGCAGAUAUCGGAGAAAAAUGAAGAAUUGAUAGCGAACUCGUUCGUAAGGCAGCAGAAAUACCACGAGGAAUAUAGGAAGAAAGACGAGAAGUUUGACAAUUUGGCUCGCAUAAAAACGAAACUCGAGGAAAGGAUGCGCGACAUGGAAAACCGUAGAGUUCAUAAGCGCAGCGCGGCAGUUACCGCGAUGAAAAAUACAUUUACAAAAAUGCAGAAAGCUAGCUCAGGACUCUUCUCCAAGGCUGCUCGACGCUCGAACGCGGAUAAUGCCGAUUUGCAACGUGACAGGAUUUUGGACGAGGAGCCGGAGGCACGUGCACAGGAGAAUCCUGCUGCGCCGCGCGAUAACAUUUCACAAGAUAUUUUUGAGAACUUUGAUCCGGAUGAUUUCUUAUAUGACGAUGAGGAGUGGCAUGAUUGA
Messenger RNA from Phymastichus coffea, 2379 nucleotides. RefSeq names its product protein Daple-like. Bases 1 to 2379 code for a protein of 792 amino acids. Gene Ontology annotation, molecular function: microtubule binding; dynein light intermediate chain binding. Gene Ontology annotation, cellular component: centrosome; cytoplasm. The transcript is spliced from 6 exons. The record is from RefSeq and is a predicted model, not a curated record. NCBI's taxonomy places the organism in Eukaryota, Metazoa, Arthropoda, Insecta, Hymenoptera, Eulophidae. Gene Ontology annotation, biological process: cytoskeleton-dependent intracellular transport; cytoplasmic microtubule organization.